Messenger RNA from Anopheles funestus (African malaria mosquito), 5074 nucleotides. RefSeq lists its product as uncharacterized. The coding region runs from base 1219 to 2439 and encodes 406 amino acids. The transcript has 6 exons. Lineage: Eukaryota; Metazoa; Arthropoda; Insecta; Diptera; Culicidae. The record is from RefSeq and is a predicted model, not a curated record.
UCUUUUAUAUAGCCAAACAUAUUUUGUUCUGUUAAAUUGCAUUUAAUAUGUUCAAUUAUGAGCUAAAAUUCAAGCCACUUUACAAACCAAAUUUCAUAUAUGUGAUAUUGUAUACAUGAUUAACGCUUAAUCAUUCAGAAAAAGGUGGUCUCUUUCGCAAGAUAAAUAAUUCACGCUCUCAGUUUUUACACCCUUUUCAUUGUAGGAAGGGCUUACUAGCUUUAUAAACAAUAAAGUAAAAGCACGUAAGGAGUGAUGGCAUAUUGAUUUAUUGAUUUUUUAUGUAUCAGCAAAUAUUAUUAUUCACUGAUGUAGUCGAACAAGGACUGAUCCCAUGGUUUGGUUGAAUGGUGAAUAUCCCUUAUAAGAAAAUAUAAGAACUAUAAGAAACCAGAUAGACCCAUACUCAUUUUUAAUUGAAUAUCAAAAGCUUUUGUAACUACUUAACAUGUAAUUUCAAUUGAACCACAAACUUUAACUACUGCAUUCGAAACAUUAAUAACAUAUAAUUUUACAUCACGCCGACAAUUUUAGACAGUAGCAAACAAGGACGACAUUUUGGUAGUAAAAUUAACACCCCAAGUUACGCCAGAAAAUGACUGAAUAAUUGAAUUAUAUAAGAAUAUCGGGUAUCAAUCGUCUAUCAUAAUAAACCAACAAGAGGGGAAUUUAAUAGUACCAAACAAUUUUCAACUAUACAACUACUACUUUUUACAAUAUUCGACACGUACCAGGUAGACAGUAGAAAGGCAGUAAAAAACUAUUACUUAUUAAUAUAAGUACUUGCUUUGGUGAAACAGUGGAAUAUGUGUCCGUUUCACAGAUUAGAAAGUCCAAACAAACCUUGGAUUAUACAUAAACAUUCAUUUAUUCUUGAUAACCGUCGUUAUUCAUAUCACCAGCUUAUUUCAUUCGGGUGAUAACAAAAUAAUAGCAGACAGACUUUCAGUCGCAAUCCAGCAAACUUAGUUGUAAAAAGUCAAGUGCCAUGUACUGUCGUUUAAGUUUUAGGUCUGUAGUUGCGUUCAUUAUUAAUUUUGUUUUAUAAUCAUGGUGUUUUUAUAACAAACGGAAUAUUCAGAGCCAUAAUGUUUAAUACUCAAACAAGAUUCUAGGGCUGAAAAAAGUAGAUGUACAGUACCAUCAGCAGGACUCAGUGGCACAGUCGAUUGGUAUAGAGUAUCGCACAAAGAAUAAAUUUGCAUUGCGAUAUACAGAAUGCAGUUCAGUUGGGCGUACGAUGGCGUUAACGGGUCUGUGCCGCGUAAUACUGGGCCGGAAUGUGCAGAUUACCUAUUACCGAGCCGAAAACUGAUGGAAACAAUCGUCAUAAUACCGCUCUGCCUGAUCGCAAUCAAGUGUUCUAUAAGCAAGUUGAAACCGAUCACAUACCGACAGCUAGAUCGAGCGACUGGUAGUGCUCUCGGUGUGAACAGAUCACUUAGUAGCAGCAACCAUAAUCUACACCAUUUACACUACCAGCGAAAUCUAAUUGACUCAGAACCGCGAGAUUUACUGAUGCCUCACCAUCGAGAGCGAUCUUUCUCCUCUGCUUCAAUUGCCAGCGGAAUGCUAGAGGAUCUUCAUUGUCAGCGAUGUGUUCAAACGGUAUCAGGUCGCGGUAUGAUUUUCCCUGGAGACAUCCUUGCACCUAGCUGGGGAAAACAAUUGCUGCUUGUUACUAUGACGCUUACGUUAGGGGUUGAGCUAGGCUUUAAAUUCGCUACUAGAACAGUGAUUUACAUUUUAAAUCCAUGUCAUAUAACUACCAUCAUACAGAUAUAUCUUUUAGCUUGCAAUAAACCGACCAAGAGCAGUACAGUACUCUUUCGACUACAGAUGAACUUUUUAAAUGGGCCACUGUUAGCUUUCAUGUUUCCGGAAACCGACAGCCGACAGUUACCAUUAGAAUCAUCUAUCUACUGGAUUCAACACGCACUUAUGUGUAUAAUACCUGUAUUCCUAUUAAGAAUUGGAGGAGUAUAUAACAUGGAAGCAUUAAAUGAUUUCACUUGGAAUAUUAUUGGCUACGCUACUUUAAUAAUCUAUCACUUUGGAGUCCUACAAGUUGUAGCAACUCCAGUGCAAGUUAAUCUGAACCACAUGCUGUGUCCCGCACUAAAAGAUCCGUUUGAAGGUUCCAACUACCGCAUAUUUGCCGUUUUUCAUGAGGCAAUUUUGUGCACAUUACUGUGCAAACUAGUCACAUUUUUGUUUAGUCCGUUACCUUUUUCAAUUGUAAAUCAUCCAACGUUCAAGAACGGAAAGCCCACGGACUCAUCACCAAUUGUUCCUGCGAAUACCAUAGGAUCCUCUACGUCUCUACCACCACAUAUAAUCUCGUCAUCUCGUCCAUCUUCACGUUCAUCGUCGCCAGCAAAAUCCACUUCAGUACUGCAAGAAAACAAUAUAAUUAUAAAGACUAGUAAAAUCGAUUAGUGCAGCUUGCAUCUUUCCAAAUUUCUUCCUUCAUGUUAGGACUAGGGACGAUGGUCAAUACUAGUUAAAAAUUCUUCGCGUCAAUACAUAUAAAGGCUGUUUGUAGAUAAAAGUAGAUACAUUUUCAAUCUUCUACCUUCCCCAUUAAAGGAUUGUAGUAACGUAGUCCAGAUCAGUAACACUGACUAGUUCAAUAGGUGAUAUAUUUUUAAUUGCAAUGGAACAUUCAUUGAAAAGUUAGAGUAAAUAUUUGCAGAUGACGGGCCAUCAGCUGAUCUCUUGAUAAGAGAAUAAACCGAUCGAAAGCGGCGCAGUAUCUCUUCUGUAAGGAUAUAGUGAAACAUGUAUUUAUAUGGCUUGGAAAAUUACCUUUAUUUCGUUCAUUUAUUUGGCGUAUCGAACUACUCGAUUUUAAAUGCCUUAUAUUUGCUUCAUAGUCUUAUUAUGCGUGCUACACGGUCAAAUAGUCAGUCAGGCUUAAAUAGGGUGGUUCCAAAUAGGGUGGAUUUGAACUCAUGAACCUUAAUCGACUAAACUAAACUAAAAUAAAUACUUAGCAUAGUAAUAUAGGACAACUUCCGUGAAAUAAACAACGCAAUAAAUCUAGCGUGUAGAAAACGAAAUUUCGUACUAUUAGAAAUUUCUUAACAAUUAUAACAACAAUUGAUUUCUGUUUCGAAAUAAUCAUUAUAAAAAAUUGUCCUAGUUACCUUUUCACAAUUUAUUUUCGAUUUAUUAUAAUAAUAUUAUAAGGUUGAUUACUUCAUGCUUUAUCAUUAUAUCGGUCCGUUACCUGAACUCAGCAAUAAAUGAAGAACGGUCGUCUUGUUUGUUCGAAAAUGAAAAUAUUUAAAAGAUAUCAUCUUGAAGAGAUAAAUUGCAAGUCGCAUUUAAAGAAUAAGAUAUAUAUUUAAUUUAAGCCAAUCAUGAUUUACAUCCAGGCUAAUUUAAAACCAGCCAUACCUUGUAACUAAUGCGAUACGCAUUGAUGAAUUCUCUGAACACACUAGGUUUAGAUCAUCUUUAUAUUGUAGUCCUAAAAAGUUAAACAAAUUUAAAUAAAGCAAAGAGUAACACAACAUCGUAGCCAACACACACGUAAAUGUGAUGGAUGUGCAACUUGUGUUAAAAAAAGAUCAAAUAAAAACCAUCAAAACCCCAAUCAUUUCACGUCGUCAUUGACGAAGGUUCCCCAAAACUAAAACAAUUUCAGUAAACGAGUUUAUCAAUGAUUCGUAAUAAAUAUGAAAUAAUUAUUAUGGAUAUUUUGACACAAGCGUUUAAAUACAUUUGCCUAAACUGCUAGGUAAUGUGUGAUAUUAAUGUGCUACAGCAUAACUACAGUCGUUUGUUGAUAUUCCUUACCGUUUUCAUAUUUUGCAUCAGCCGUGCAAUGGCUCAGAGAGCCUAUGAAUUGAAAAUAGAUUUAAAAAACUCAAAUAUCUUUGCAAUAAAAAAAUCUCAAAAUAUAAUCAUAGUAUCAACUCAAUGAGUUAGUGAAAGUUAACACUCUUAAACUACACACAAUAUAAAUCAACUUUAUUCAAUAUUUCGCAUUUCGUAGGAAUGAUGAUUUUAAGUAAAUUAUUAUUAGAAUCACUAUUUUAAGUAACAGUUAUUUACAAUAAAAAUAAUCGGCCUGACACCAGACAAUACCAUUUUAACGAUACAUGAUAAUCCCACUAUUAAUCAAGUCUGCGGCUUUCUGUUAACACCAUUUACACACCAGGAAAAACGAAUGUAUUCAAGUUAUUUUAAUAUUAUACAACAUUUUAUUUUUGAGGUAGACGAUUAAUGUCCCCUGUGCUAUUGCGUGUACAAACAAUAAAAAUAAAUUACUAAUGCAAGAGUGAGACAAAGCAGCAGUUACAAAUAAUCUCUUUGAACAAAGUCAAUUUUAUUUCAAAAAUUCUCUGUAUAAAAUAGGGGAAACUUUUACUUCCUAAUUAAACUGUGCCAUAAGAGCUGUUAUAUCAUUUUUGCAGAUAUAAACAUGUAUUUCAAUCAAAUGUGUACUAUCAUGUAAAUUCAUUUCAUAAAAGCUCGAAUUGUUUUAACAGGAAACUUCUAUCAAUUCGGCGUGCCUUCAAAAAACCCGUCUAAUAUUCAGUAAAGCGUUAAAAGAAAUACGUGUAGCAUAUGUGACAUUUUGCAUGCAUUUUACACCCACAAUCUUCUCUUCAAAAACACAUCCUGAUAACAACUGAAGACGUUGAACAUAAUCAUGCUAUCGUGUAUGGAAUUCAUUUAAAUAAAACAAUAACUACUAUGUAAAAGCUUUUGAACUGGCCCCACUAUGUUCACUUGUUCCUUUUUGUAUAACGCCAUGUGCAUAUGAGAGACAAUGUUAUGUAAUAUAUUCCGCUACAAUAUUGAGAUUGUUUUACACAUUCCAAAAGGACAAUUCUUAACAUUAAAAUCAAACAAAUGUAACUUCACUGAAAACCUAAGUCAAUAUACAAGAAAACUAACAACACUAGACGUAAAUCUUAACUGAAUCAAAGGAAAAAUUGGUUACUUCUGAUAAAACACCACAGAGAACCAAAUGUUGAUGAAUAGAUGAAUUAUUGCAGCAUUUAGCGCUACUAUAGCACACUCCAAUUCACCUAAUAAAGAGCAACCAUUUUAAACCCAA